AUGACUGAUUACGAUCUUGAGUUAACCUACCGUGAGGGGUGGGUCAAUUUAGUUGUUGAUGCUUUGAGCUGGAACUCUGCUAUACAACCUUCGUUUUUCAAAGAAAUUCUGAGUUUGCGAGAUAAGGACCCCAAACUGGUGAAGUUGAAGGAGCAAGCUCGUGCGAAAUUGCCUAUAGGGGAACCGAGUUUGAAAGAGCGCAUUUCGGACGAAGCUCAUAAUUCAAGGUUUUCUGUUCAUCCUGGGGGCAAUAAAAUGUAUCAAGAUCUUAAGCAUAUGUUUUGGUGGUUGUUGAUGAAGAAGGACAUUACUGAGUAUGUUUCACGCCGUUUGACAUGUCAAAAGUGGGAUGUUAUACCGAUGGACUUCGUUGUGGGGUUGCCUCGAAUGAUGUCGGAAAAUAAUGCCUUGUUCAUAGGAGUGGAUCGGUUGAAUAAAGUUGCAAGUUUCAUUCCUAUGAACUACCAUUUAGAGAUGGAACAAGUUGCUCGUGCUUAUGUUAAGUAUGUUAUAAGAUUUCAUGGUGUGCCCGUACAUUUGUGUCUAAACGAGAUACUCAUUAUCUGUUACAUUUCUGGAAGACAUUAUAACAGGCUUUGGGGACUAUGUUGUUGUAUAUUCGAUGUACUGAAUGAUUUUAAUGAAGCUGCUACUUUGGGGACAAGAUUUGUUACUCCAAAUAACUAA
Molecule: messenger RNA, 687 nt
Organism: Amaranthus tricolor (Joseph's coat)
Lineage: Eukaryota; Viridiplantae; Streptophyta; Magnoliopsida; Caryophyllales; Amaranthaceae
Exons: 4
Coding region: 1-687 (228 amino acids)
Source: RefSeq, a predicted model, not a curated record